This is a messenger RNA of Drechmeria coniospora, 813 nucleotides long. RefSeq lists its product as uncharacterized. The transcript has 2 exons. The record is from RefSeq and is a predicted model, not a curated record. Gene Ontology annotation, cellular component: nucleolus; nuclear exosome (RNase complex); cytoplasmic exosome (RNase complex). Gene Ontology annotation, biological process: U4 snRNA 3'-end processing; rRNA catabolic process; poly(A)-dependent snoRNA 3'-end processing. NCBI's taxonomy places the organism in Eukaryota, Fungi, Ascomycota, Sordariomycetes, Hypocreales, Ophiocordycipitaceae. Bases 1 to 813 code for a protein of 270 amino acids.
AUGCCCCUCGACACCUCCACCUACUCUCUCGCGCUCCUCCGCGUCGAUGGCCGUCGCUGGAAUGAGCUGCGCCGCCUGCACGCCCAGAUCCGCACCCAGCAGGCCGCCGACGGCUCGUCGUACCUGGAGAUGGGCCACACAAAGGUCAUGUGUGUCGUCACCGGGCCCUCGGAGCAGCAGCAGGGUCAGCGCCGCGGCGGACAGGCGACGCAGCGGGACACGGCCGCCAUCAGCGUCAACGUCGUCGUCGCCGGCUUCUCCAGCGUCGACCGCAAGAAACGGGGUCGAAACGACAAGCGUAUCCAAGAGAUGGAAAUCACAAUUGCCAAAACGCUCGGCUCCGUCGUCCACACUCACCUUUUCCCCCAUUCCUCCAUCACCGUCUCGCUGCACGUCCUCUCCCAGGACGGCUCCCUGCUCGCCGCGCUUCUCAACGCCACGACCCUCGCCGUCAUCGAUGCCGGCAUUCCCAUGACAGACUACGUCGCCGCCUGCACCGCCGGUUCCACGUCGUCCUACGCCGCCGACGACGAGUCGGCCGAUCCCCUGCUCGACCUCAACAGCCAGGAGGAGCAGGAGCUGCCCUUCCUCACCGUCGCCACCCUCGGCGACAGCGAUCGCGUCCUCGUCCUCAACUGCGAGAGCCGGCUGCAGGUCAGCCGGUUCGAGGGUAUGCUCGUCGUCGGCCUCGACGGUUGCAAGCAGGUCAAGAAGUUUCUGGACGCCACCGUCAAGGAAAAGGGCGUCAGGAUGAUCCGCGAGGGCACCGUUCAGCGGAGCGACGCCACCGCCUUGGACUUGGGCGCCGAGUAA